Cervus elaphus (red deer) is the source of this 7395-nucleotide messenger RNA. It is a transcript of the gene ZNF865, whose product is annotated as zinc finger protein 865. Gene Ontology annotation, molecular function: DNA-binding transcription factor activity; RNA polymerase II cis-regulatory region sequence-specific DNA binding. Lineage: Eukaryota; Metazoa; Chordata; Mammalia; Artiodactyla; Cervidae. Gene Ontology annotation, biological process: regulation of transcription by RNA polymerase II. The record is from RefSeq and is a predicted model, not a curated record.
CGGGGCGCGUGGCCCGGGGGCCCGGGGGCAGCGUGGGCGGGGGGUCCCGCCCUGGCCCGCCUUGGUUCCCAGAGCGUUCCUAUCAGUGCUUCUCGCGCCCGGCCCUCGCUGGGGGGGCCCCCUCCAUGACUUCUCCCCCAGAAGACUACUCCAGAUAGCGCCCCAUUACCGCCCCCCGUGCAGGACAGCUACCAGAACGCGCUCACUCGUGGCGAUCCCUCAGCUGCUGCCAGGGCCCCCCACUAAGGCUUUCUCAUAGGUUCCCUUUCUACAUAGUCCCCCCGUUUUUGCUUCCUGCAGGACAGCCCCCCAAAUGCCAUCGGCAUUGCCCGUCCCCGUGCGGAGCAGCUGUCCGUGAACCCUCCCUUUGGUAUUCUUGUAGGUUGCUUCGCAAGAGUGUGAUAUUAGUAUUUUAUAGCAGAUCCCUAUUUUCUCUGUCCACGCACAACAGCCCCAAAGCUCUUAACCACCCCCUCCCCAACGCCCCCUUCGUUACUGUAAAAAUACUUUGCAUUCUGAUCAGCGGCCCAAAAUACCUUUUCUCCUUUUCUGCCCCCCCCCCCCGUAAUAAUCCCCCUUGAGAAUAUUGCUUUCGAUGACCGACACCCUCACUCCCCCCUUCCAUAGACAGCUCCCCCUAGAGUUGUCCUGACACACUCGCAUCCUCCCCCCUUCAGAUAGGAAUAGCUGUCAGUUUAGCCUCAGGCUCCCCUGAAACACCGCCACCCCGCCCUCCUCGGGGUCAGCGCCUGUCUGGGGUCCUCCCAGGGAACGGCGCCCCACGUGAGGCUUUCCCCUCAAAGCUCUUCCCCUGGCCCUGACAGCUCGCAUCCUCACCUGCAGCUUCUCCCCACGCCCCUCCUCCUGGACUCCCCAAGGAAGACCCAGCUUCACUGGGCAACGGCCGCCUCUUCCCCUGGACAUUCAUUCAUUCACUCUUCACUGAACGAACAUGCGCUUGCUGUUCCAGGUCCAGGUGUACCGCGUGAAGGGGAGAGAGCCAUACAGUCUUUGUUUUGUCGGUCUUUACAGUCUGGUUGAGGCAGAUCAAAAGCAAGUAAACAAGAUCGGUGCUGUUUUUCUGGAUUUUUCUGAGAGGCUUAUGAGCUACUUCAGAGGUGAAACCUGAAUUAGCACAGGCAGCCUCACCAUGGAAAGGUCUGGGUGAAUUGUUCCAGGCAGGGGCCCUGAGGUUGCUGUGAGUGUGCUGGUGGGAGGGGCAGCAGGGGAGGUAGUGAGGUUGGAGCAGAGGAGUGGAAGGGAGGAUGAGCAGGGAAACGGUGUGAUCUCACAGGGCCCUAGAGGUGAGGGCGUUGUGACCAGUCUCCUGGCCUUGGUCAGCUCCGCGGAGCCCAGAGCAUUCUUCAUUUGUUCCUUCUUUCCCUUUGUUCAACAACUGUUUAAUGAACACCUGCUACACACUGGGGAUGCAGCAAACAAAACAGACAAAAACCCCUGUCCUCGUGGAGUGCAUAUGCCACCUCUGGGGCAGACAAUUAAAAAGCAAAAUAUAGAUGUUUGUGUGAAGGAAAUACAGCAGUGUCAGAGGAGGUGGCAGGAAGGCCUCUUUCAAGAGAUCCGUCCCCCCAGCACCAAAAAGUUAAACCUGUGUGUAGACUCCUCUUCUGGACAGCUGCAGUCCCCCCAGGGUAAGGGGGUGGGGGGGGGGCUCCUUAAUGCUCCCCUCCCCCGGGAGUGAAAUGGUUAAGGGCAUGAACCCUGGCUCACUAGCUAUCAUAUCUCUGAGCAGACCACUCCCUAUUCCCCAAGCCUCUUUCAUUCACUCAUUUAACAUGUUUGUUGAGGCAGGCCCUGUUCUAAGUGCUGACCAGUGACCAAAUCAGAUACAAAAUCUUGCCUGCUUGGAGCCCACCUCCUGGAGGGGCAGUCCAGCAACAAAUAGAACAUACCUCGGUGGUACUGACUGGAGGGCAUGGCAGCCCACUCCAGUAUUCUUGCCUGGAGAAUCCCCAUGGAGCCCUGCGGACUGCAGUCCAUAGGGUCACAAAAGCACACACGCAUGCACUGACUGGAAAGGAGAGAGGCGAAGGAGGCUGGGGUGAGCAGGAAUGUUGCUCUGGGUGACAGGUCACAGUGGUCUUGGAGCACCUUGCUGAGAAGACAGCGUCUGAGCAAAGACGUGAAGGAGAUGAGGGGGUGAGAGAGCUGUGUCUAUGGGAGUCCCAGCCUUCCAGGCAGAAGCAGCAGCCCAUGCAAAGGCCCUGGGGCAGCGAUGGAGCCAGCAUGAGGCCAGAGCUGCGAGGAGGCAGCUGGAGCUGUGGAGGUCUUCUCUGACCUCUUUUGAGAUGUCACUGCAGGUUUUGAGCAGAGGAGCAACAGUGACAUGGUUUGGUCUUAGUCUUCCUGUCUACUAAGUAAGAACAAUAAUAAAGCUUAUCUUUUUCCUUUUUUUUUUUUUGUAUUUAUUUGGCUCAGUCGGGUCUUAGUUGUGGCAUGCAGGCUCAGUAGUUGCGGCGUGUGUGAUCUUUAUUUCCCGACCAGGGAUUGAACCCACUUCCCCUGCAUGGCAAGGCAGAUUGUUAACCACUGGAUCACCAGGGAAGUCCCAGUAGUGCUUCUCUUGUGAGUCUGUUGUGAGUUUGAUUGAAAGAAGGCACAUAAAACAGUGCAGUGCUGGUUAGCAUUGAGUAAAUGCCAGUGGCUAGUCCUGGGGUCGUGUGGCAGCAAAGUGAAUGGGCAGAGUGUAUUGCCAGUACAAAGUGGAGUGAAGGCUUUUUUUAAUUUUGGAGAGAAAUAUUGAAAAGACAGCAUGGAAAUUCCAUGGUGGUCUAGUGGUUAGGACCCCAUGCUUUCACUGCAGGGGGACCAGGUUCCAUCCCUGGUCAGGGAACGAAGAUCUUGCAAGCCAUGAGGUGUUACCACAAAAAAAGAAAAAGAUAAAGACAGCAUGUUGUGAGGAUAACAGCAUGUCCUCUUGAACCUCACCGCUGGCCUUCGACUCCUGGCCCUGCCACUUGGUGGUGGUAUGACUUUAGGAGAUUAAUUGACCCCUCGGGCCCUCAAUCUCUUCCUCUGUAAAAUGGGGUUAAUAAUCUGAAACAUCUUCUAGGGUUAUUGGGGAAGACUCAAUGAGUCAACACAUAGGAAGGAUUUAAAAGGGUACUUGCCAUGUAGGAAGCACUCACCCAGGGCUCCCCGUUACUAUGUGUCAUUGCUGUUGUCACUACAGAGGAGAAUCUCAUCACAAGGCAGCUUUACUGCACCAGCAGGGCCCACAGGUCUGGGCAUCAGGGGCCUGGGAUCCAAUACUUGCUUUCCCAUCCUUGGGGAAGUGACCCCUCCCACUUCUCCAUUUCCUUCCUUGUGCAGUGGAUCCAGUUAUGUACAGGACAUUUAGGAGGCAUCAGGGUGAUGGUCCACGUGAAACCCGUCAGACAGCAAACACGAGUCCUUAGGACUGUGACUGCGGUUUCUGUGGGAUGCCUGCCCCUUGGGAGGGGCUCCCCCCCUCAGGUCACUCUGCAUGAAAUCCACCACACAUCUCCCCUUAGAAAGACAGCAGUUUAAGACUCGGGUCCCUGGAGACAGGAAAUGUGGCUCCUUUCCCAGUGGAAAUAGUUGUGAGCCCAGUCAGUUUUGUCCCUUAGCCCCACCGCCUGCAUCUCUCAGCCGCAGUCCUUCGGCAUCUCACCUGCCCUGGAGGCCCUCUUCACGACAUCAUUCCCACCAGAACUCGUCCUCCUGGGCACACCUCGACAAUAUCAGCUCCAUCUCUGCUAAAUGCCCGCCCCCGGUCCCCCGUCUCCCCGCUGCCCAGGAUGGAGGCCAACCCAGCGGGCAGCGGCGCCGGGGGCGGCGGGAGCGGCGGCCUGGGGGGCGAGGACGGGGUCCACUUCCAAAGCUACCCCUUCGAUUUCCUGGAGUUCCUCAACCACCAGCGCUUCGAGCCCAUGGAGCUAUACGGGGAGCACGCCAAGGCAGUAGCCGCGCUGCCCUGCGCUCCCGGGCCCCCGCCGCAGCCGCCCCCGCAGCCGCCCCCGCCACAGUACGACUACCCGCCCCAGGCCAGCUUCAAGCCCAAGGCCGAGGCCCCCUCCUCGUCCUCCUCGUCGUCGUCGUCCUCCUCGUCCUCGUCGUCGUCCUCCCAGGCCAAGAAGCCUGACCCGCCGCUGCCGCCCGCCUUCGGGGCGCCGCCGCCCCCGAUCUUCGACGCGGCCUUCCCGGCCCCGCAGUGGGGCAUCGUGGACCUCUCGGGCCACCAGCACCUGUUCGGGAACCUGAAGCGUGGGGGGCCGGCCGCUGGGCCGGGGACGGCGCCGGGGCUGGCCGCGCCCCCGGGGACCCCCGGGCCACUCCCCGCCGCCUCGCAGGCGCCGCCGGGCCCGGCGGCGGCGGGGUCAGCGGCCUGCGACGCGGCCAAGGACGACAAAGGCUACUUCCGGCGGCUCAAGUACCUGAUGGAGCGGCGCUUCCCGUGCGGCGUGUGCCAGAAGUCCUUCAAGCAGUCCUCGCACCUGGUGCAGCACAUGCUGGUGCACUCGGGCGAGCGGCCCUACGAGUGCGGUGUCUGCGGCCGCACCUACAACCACGUGUCCAGCCUCAUCCGCCACCGCCGCUGCCACAAGGACGUGCCGCCGGCCACGGCCGCCCCGGCGCCGCCGCCGCUCCCUCCGCUGGGCCUGCCCGCGCCCGCCGCGCCCUCCUCGGCGCCCCCGGGGCCCCCGGCCGUGCCCGCCGACGGCAGCGCGGCCCCCGCGGGCGCGGGCGCUGGCGUGGGGGUGGCCCCUCCGGCGGGGGCGGCGGCGGCCGCGGCGGCGGGGGGCGGCGACGGCCCGUUCGCCUGCACGCUGUGCUGGAAGGUGUUCAAAAAGCCCAGCCACCUGCACCAGCACCAGAUCAUCCACACGGGCGAGAAGCCCUUCUCGUGCUCCGUGUGCAGCAAGAGCUUCAACCGCCGCGAGAGCCUCAAGCGCCACGUGAAGACGCACUCGGCCGACCUGCUGCGCCUGCCGUGCGGCGUGUGCGGCAAGGCCUUCCGCGACGCCGCCUACCUGCUCAAGCACCAGGCGGCGCACGCGGGCGCGCCCGGGCCGCGGCCCGCCUACCCCUGCGAGCUGUGCGGCAAGUCCUACUCGGCGCCGCAGAGCCUGCUGCGCCACAAGGCGGCGCACGGCCCGCCCGCCGCCCCUGACGCGCCCAAGGACGCGGCGGCCCCCGGCGUGCCGCCCGCGCCCGCCUUCCCGCCGGGGCCCUAUCUGCUGCCCCCGGACCCGCCCGCCUCCGACGGCGAGAAGGCGGCGGCGGCGGCGGCCGCGGCGGUGGUGUAUGGCGCCGUGCCCGUCCCGCUGCUGGGCGCCCACCCGCUGCUGCUCGGCGGGGCCGGCCCAGGAGGGGCCGGGGGCUCGGGCGCCGGCGCGCCCGGCAAGACGUUCUGCUGCGGCAUUUGCGGGCGCGGCUUCGGGCGCCGCGAGACCCUGAAGCGGCAUGAGCGCAUCCACACGGGCGAGAAGCCGCACCAGUGCCCCGUGUGCGGGAAGCGCUUCCGCGAGUCCUUCCAUCUGAGCAAGCACCACGUGGUGCACACCCGCGAGCGGCCCUACAAGUGCGAGCUCUGCGGCAAGGUCUUCGGCUACCCGCAGAGCCUCACGCGCCACCGACAGGUGCACCGGCUCCAGCUGCCCUGCGCCCUGGCCGGGGCCGCCGGCCUCCCCGCCGCCCAGGGCGCGGCGGGGGCGGCCGGCCCGAGCGGCUCGGCCGCGUCCGGGGCCGCCGCGGACGGGCUGAGCUACGCCUGCUCGGACUGCGGCGAGCACUUCCCGGAUCUCUUCCACGUCAUGAGCCACAAGGAGGCGCACAUGGCCGAGAAGCCCUACGGCUGCGAUGCCUGUGGCAAGACCUUCGGCUUCAUCGAGAACCUCAUGUGGCACAAGCUGGUGCACCAGGCGGCCCCCGAGCGCCUGCUGCCGCCCGCGUCCGGCGGCGCCCAGCCUCCGGAGGGCUCUGGCGGCACCGACGCAGCCACCGUGCUGGACAACGGGCUGGCCGGGGAGGUGGGGGCGGCCGUGGCGGCACUGGCCGGGGUGUCCGGGGGCGAGGACGCGGGCGGGUCCGCGGCGGCCGGGGGCGGCGGGGGCGCCAGCGCGGGCCCCGAGCGCUUCAGCUGUGCUACCUGCGGCCAGAGCUUCAAGCACUUCCUGGGCCUGGUGACCCACAAGUACGUGCACCUGGUGCGCCGGACGCUGGGCUGCGGCCUGUGCGGCCAGAGCUUCGCGGGCGCCUACGACCUGCUGCUGCACCGGCGCAGCCACCGGCAGAAGCGGGGCUUCCGCUGCCCGGUGUGCGGCAAGCGCUUCUGGGAGGCGGCCCUGCUCAUGCGCCACCAGCGCUGCCACACGGAGCAGCGGCCCUACCGCUGCGGCGUGUGCGGCCGCGGCUUCCUGCGCUCCUGGUACCUGCGGCAGCACCGCGUGGUGCACACGGGCGAGCGCGCCUUCAAGUGCGGCGUGUGCGCCAAGCGCUUCGCGCAGUCGUCCAGCCUGGCGGAGCACCGGCGGCUGCACGCCGUGGCGCGGCCCCUGCGCUGCGGCGCCUGCGGCAAGACCUUCCGCUACCGCUCCAACCUGCUGGAGCACCAGCGGCUGCACCUGGGCGAGCGCGCCUACCGCUGUGAGCACUGCGGCAAGGGCUUCUUCUACCUGAGCUCCGUGCUGCGCCACCAGCGCGCGCACGAGCCGCCGCGGCCCGAGCUCCGCUGUCCUGCCUGCCUCAAGGCCUUCAAGGAUCCCGGCUACUUCCGGAAGCACCUGGCGGCCCACCAGGGCGGCCGGCCUUUCCGCUGCUCCUCCUGCGGCGAGGGAUUCGCCAACACCUACGGCCUCAAGAAACACCGCCUGGCGCACAAGGCCGAGGGCCUUGCAGGGCCGGGCGCAGGGCCCGGCCCGUUGCCCGGGAAGGACGCCUGACCGGGGGGUGUGCCUCCCCUCCGCCACUCCCAUCAGAUGUCCCUUCCCGGACUCGCCCCUCGGGGGCGCGGACCUCCUCUUGCCGGCCGUCCCAUCCAUCCUUCCGAACUAUAGACAGACUAGCCUCCUCCCCCAAGGCCCAUGUCGUGCAGACCCUAGCCUGCCUCUCUCCACCUGGAUCUCCCCGGCCCUCUCCUCCUAUCGGACACUGAACUCGACCCUCCGUCCACCCCUGAUGUGUACCCCUCUCCAGCCCCCCUGCCCCAGCAGCCUUCAGCCCCCCGGUGAGCUGGGUGGAGCCGGGUCUGGACUGACACUCCCCACUUCCCCGGCAAGCUGGCCGGACAGCGGAGCGCGAGCGGUUCGGGAGGGCACAGGGUGGGGGCCUGGGUGCUCUUGGUUUGUGGGGGUGGGGGGCGGGGGGCAGACGCGGCUUGUACAGAGCGGAGAAUAAUAAAUCUUAUCAACAGGG